Molecule: messenger RNA, 881 nt
Organism: Uloborus diversus
Lineage: Eukaryota; Metazoa; Arthropoda; Arachnida; Araneae; Uloboridae
Product: endothelin-converting enzyme homolog
Exons: 10
Coding region: 1-852 (283 amino acids)
Biological process (GO): protein processing
Cellular component (GO): plasma membrane
Molecular function (GO): metalloendopeptidase activity
Source: RefSeq, a predicted model, not a curated record
AUGAAAAUGGAAGUCGGAUAUCCGCGAAAUAAGCUCAAUUCUGAUUUUGUGGAAACCUUCUAUGCAAAGUUGGAGUUAUCGACGGACAGUUUACUGAAGAACAUGCUGAAAAUGAGUCGUUUCUUAGUCCACAACGAGCUACAGAAGCUACACCGGCCUGUUGAGGAACGCCGGCAGAUGGUGGACAACAUCUACAAGGGUCCAUUGCAAGGAAGUGGUAACUACUUUGCGACCAAAAACGCCUUGGUCGUUCCAAUGGGAAUUAUGAGACCCCCAAUGUUGGACGUUGAGAAUCCUGAGUACUUAAAUUACGGAAUGCUCGGCAAUGAGAUAGCUCAUGAAAUGGCUCAUGGAUUCGAAAAUAUUGGUCUCCAGUACGACAAAGACGGGCAGGAGACAUCGUGGUGGAGCGAGGAGAUGAAAAACAAAUUCUGGAUGAAAGCCAAAUGUUUCGUCGAGCAGUACAACAGAUACGUGAUUGAUGCAGCUGCAGAAAAAAAUGUUGAUGGUCAGAGAACGUUACACGAGAACAUCGCGGAUAGCGCGGGAUUGAAAACAGCUUUCAUGUCCUAUCAACGGUAUGUGAAGGAAAAUGGCAAGGAACCAAAGCUUCCAGGCAUGGAGUUCACCAACCAGCAGCUCUUUUUCAUCAGUUUUGCUCAGAUGAAAUGUGAAGUGCGAAGUAAAGAAGGAUUUGAAGAAUACAUUGGGGAUUCGUCAAGCACAUUGCUACAAACUCCAUUCAGAUACAGAGUGAAUGGAGCCCUCGCAAAUUCGGAGUUCUUCGCUGCGGUUUUCAAAUGUCCAUCCGGAAGCCCCAUGAGUCACUCCAAAAGAUGCUCUGUGUGGUAAAACAAGCCAAGGUGACCCUUCAAGCACAG